AUGCUCCCAACUUCUGACGAUGGAUUUGUGUCGAAGGUAUCCCAUCCUCUCUGUGGAAAUUGUAGAGCCAUCUUCGCCGCAAUUCCGUUCCAUAUUCCUGGCCGAUACGAAGGCGAACACCAUUUGACCGUCCGAGAUCUGGAGGAAUCUGCUGGGAACGAUUGUCAGCUUUGCAUUAUAGCUCUGAAUGGUACCACCCACGAGACCUUGGAAUCGUGGAGAUGCUCCGACCUGAACACCUCCCUUACACCGAUCCGUUGGUCCAUCGCCUUCUCGAAGAAGUGGCCAGAUUUCUUUACCAUACGAUGGACGAAAUCGGACUUCCUCGAUGUACGCCUAUCCUUCGAAGAAACAGAGGAAGGAACAACGCCACCGGCCGCCGGUACUUCCGAUUCCACUGGAUCAGAGGAGGCGUUGACUUGCGCUAGGCGGUGGCUCACAGAUUGUACGAAGACCCAUGAGCAGUGCUGUGCUCGCACUAGCAAAGGCUGGCUUCCCACACGAUUGAUCCAUGUCGGCGGGGAAGCCAAUGCAACUACCCUCCGGCUCUGUAUACGCGCUGAGGUUCCUUCCGAAUCUACGUAUAUGACUCUUAGCCACUGUUGGGGAUCCCCCGCGAAGGACCAGCUCAAGCUACUUCAACACAAUAUCGAGGAGCUGCAACGCCAAAUCCCGUUUGGCAAACUACCCAAGACGUGGGUCGAUGCGAUUACUGUCACCCGUGCAAUGGGGUGCGAGUACCUGUGGAUCGAUUCGCUAUGUAUCAUUCAAGACUCCGUGGACGACUGGCGGAGGGAGUGUUCCAUUAUGGGACUUGUUUACAAGAACGGGUGGUGUAGCAUCGCCGCCAGCGCGGCGAAAAACGGCAGCGAAGGGUGUUUCAUGUCCAGACACCCAACUUGCUUCCAUCCUUUGAUCGUUGAGGUCGAGUCGACGCGAAUGAGUGCGGCAUACUCUUGCUCUGCACGUCGCUUUCAUGUUAACCGACUGGCACAAGACGUGGAGUCGCCGCUCUACCAGAGGGGUUGGGUCAUCCAGGAGUGGUUCCUCGCGCCCCGUAUCCUCUUCUUUGCGCGACAGAUGAUACACUGGGAAUGUGCUAGCGGCGCUGCAUCAGAAGCUCUUCCUACGGUGAACAAGACCAAGUCCGUCCUGUCCUUCGCCACGAAGCUCCGCGCCAGAUAUGAGCGUGCGCCCAUGUCCGUCGAGCGCUGCCUGGAAGAAUGGCAAAAGUUGGUGCAAGUGUAUAUGUCGACGCGCUUGACGAUGGUGCGAGACAAGCUGCCUGCAUUCUCGGGGAUAGCGCGCGAGUUUUACGACCAGCUUGUCGCUGCAUCACCGUCGCCGUGUCCUCGGUAUCUCGCUGGGCUGUGGACUCCUUUGCUGGCCGUCCAGCUCUUGUGGAAAGCAGAAUCUGGCAACCAACAGGGUCAGACUUCUUACAGGGCGCCUUCGUGGUCAUGGGCAUCUGUUGACAAGCCGAUAUCAUCUCCAAUCGAUACUAUCAGCCGAAGGACGACAAAACACACCAUCAUCAGCGUACUUCGUGCUGAGGUGUCAGCCGCCGGCGAAGACCCCUUUCAAGAGGUCAGCAGCGGUUUCAUUCGCGCUGAAGGCUGGCUAUGGAAGAUCUCAAAAGGCGCGAUUCCCCAUCAAGUAGGCAAGUCUUCGAAGCUCAAUCUCCAGCUUACAUUCGACAACGACGGCGUCAAGUCAGCAAAGAAGCCACUCGAUGAGGAUGUAUUUCUUCUACCUGUUCUCGUCGAUCCAGACGAUACCUGUAUGGCCUUGUACGUUUGGGGAAUUUUGCUGAACAAGUAUGGGGAGACGCCAGGCCACUUCAAACGCGUCGGCUUUCUUGCCUUGAAUGAUGGUGGAUCUAAGAGGCUCAAGAUGCGGGAGCGACAAUUCCAUCCGAUAUUUGAGCCCGUUCUGGAGCUCUACGGGCGAUAUUUCCCUUGCAUAGAAUUAGUGAGAGGAGACGAAGAUUGCAUCAGUAGUAGAAGGGACAAGCGAUUUCCGUCAAACGACACCUAUCGACUCGGCUCGCAUCUUUGUACAAUAGAAAUUUUCUGA
Pleurotus ostreatus (oyster mushroom) is the source of this 2076-nucleotide messenger RNA. RefSeq lists its product as uncharacterized. The record is from RefSeq and is a predicted model, not a curated record. Lineage: Eukaryota; Fungi; Basidiomycota; Agaricomycetes; Agaricales; Pleurotaceae. The transcript has a single exon. The coding region runs from base 1 to 2076 and encodes 691 amino acids.